AUGGUUCCCACGGUAGCUUCUUCGAUUGUUGCUUUCCUCCUUUUGGUUGCCCCCAGUCUCGCGGCUCCGGGGACGACAGGAUGCGAGAUUAAUAGUAAUCAGAAAGGAGUCUGUAUGGCAACGGGCUCUUGCAAGAGUUCGGGUGGGGUUUCAGAGGCGGGUCAUUGUCUGGGUGGUGUUGAUAACCAGGUUUGUUUUCUGGAAUAUUGGGUGAUGGUGAGAAACUGACGAAGAAAGUGCUGUACCUAUGGUUCUUGUGCCGUGAGUGGAACGGUUGGUAUCUGCCAGCCGACAAGUGGAUGUCAAGGUACCAGUACAGCGGGACAUUGUCCAGGCCCAGCAGAUAUCCAAUGCUGUACCAAGAAAGCGGCAACGCCUGCUCCUGCUCCUGCGACAGCACCGGCACCAAAACCGAGUGGUGGGAACUGUGCGAAUCCUACGGUCAAUGAAGCGACUUUGAAACUACUUCAGAGUUUUGAAGGAUGGUAUCCAAAUGCUUGUAAGUAUGCCUUUUAACAAACAUAACAUUCGAGAGAGUCUGAUGAAAACCACAGAUAAAGACCCAGAUGGAAACCCAACCAUAGGAUAUGGACACCUCUGCUCCUCAGCCUCCUGCUCAGAAAUCAAAUACAAAACCCCCCUCUCCAAAGCAGACGGCGACAACCUAAUGCAAGAUGAUCUCUCGGUUCGUCAUCACCACCUUCUCCCUACAUCUCCCUCCCCCUCCCCCUCUCCCCUCCAAACAAAACAAAACUAACCAACCACCUCCCAGAGGUUCCGCCAAUGCAUCGCCAAACAAGUAAAACCAAAACUCAACGCCAACCAAUUCGGCGCCCUGGUCGAUUGGGCAUUCAACGUCGGAUGCGGCAACACGGAAUCCUCGUCUCUCGUGAAAAGACUGAAUGCGGGCGAGGCUCCGGAUACGGUUGCCAGUCAGGAACUGCCUAAGUGGAAUCAUGGGAAGAAUGGGGUGCUGCCGGGGUUGACGAGGAGGAGGGCUGCGGAGGUGGAGUUGUUUAGGAGUGCUACUGGGACGCCGGCUUGUUAG
Hymenoscyphus albidus is the source of this 1048-nucleotide messenger RNA. NCBI's taxonomy places the organism in Eukaryota, Fungi, Ascomycota, Leotiomycetes, Helotiales, Helotiaceae. The record is from the annotation of a GenBank genome assembly.